This is a messenger RNA of Quercus lobata, 1628 nucleotides long. Its product is annotated as extensin-like. Bases 26 to 1123 code for a protein of 365 amino acids. Gene Ontology annotation, biological process: plant-type secondary cell wall biogenesis. The transcript has a single exon. The record is from RefSeq and is a predicted model, not a curated record. NCBI's taxonomy places the organism in Eukaryota, Viridiplantae, Streptophyta, Magnoliopsida, Fagales, Fagaceae.
CUCUUUUCAAAGUAUCUUCACAAAGAUGAGUUACCCAUACUACUCUCCUCCGCCACCAUCUACACCACUUUCUCCACCACCACCACCACCACCACCAUCACCAUUGCCAUGUAAUCCUAUCAUGGCACCACCACCACCACCUCACCAUCACCACCACUAUGCCCAUCCUCCUCCACCACCACCACCACCACCACCACCACACCACUACCCUGGCUAUUUUCAGCCACCUCCACCUCCACCAACUCAUGCACCACCACCUCAUUAUGGUCCAACUCCCCCAACUCCAACCCCAUCUUGGGCACCACCACCACACAGUCCAUACCCGAAACCACCACCAACUCAUUAUGGUCCAACUCCACCACCUAAAGUUUCACCAGAAACACACCCAACACCACCACCACCUCAUAAUGGUCCAACUCCCCAACCUCCAACCCCAUCUUGGUCACCACCACAUUCACAUGCACCACCACCUAAACAUGCUUAUCCCCCAACCAGCCCAAACCCACCACCAAAACCACCCACCACUCCAGCUCCAUCACCAACAACACCAGGUAAGGCACCACCAUCAAAAUCCCCAUCAUCUCCACCAACACCAUCAAAAGGUCCAAUACCACCACCAUACCCAAUAUCACCUCCGACUCCAACUUCAUCAACACCACCAACCCCUUAUAGUAUUGUACCGUCCUCACCAAACUUCCCUGGUAAAACCCCACCAAUUUAUGUGCCUCCUCCUCCUCCUCCAAAUGCUUUCCCACCAUCAUUGUCACCUCCAUCAGGGAAUCACAACACAACUAUUAUAGCUGUUGGUGUCUCUUUAGGCGGUGCUUUCUUCCUUGCAUUCAUUUUAGUCGGUCUCUUCUGCUUAGCCAAGAAAAAGAAGCAGAGGCCAGUGAUGGUUCCUGCACCAGUUUGUAUUGAGGAAGAAGAACGAGUCCAUGAAACAAUAGCAACCGGUCCAUAUGGCGAGCAAACAGUGACAAUAGAAGAUGAUGUCCGAAUUCAUGAAGCUGUGGGUACUAGUAGUGGUAUUGGUUUGCAUGGAGGAGGACCUCCGUGUGAACCAGAGGUACCUGGGGCUCACACUUAUCCUCCACCGCCACCAGGACCGUACCAACAUUACUAAAUAAGCAGAAAUCAUCAUCAUCAUCUGUCAUAUGCAUUAUAAUCCUUUCGCUUGUGUGAGGUGCAUUCAUUUUUAUUUUAUAACAAUACUACGGAUAUAUCCAUUUUUCAUACUAAAUUUUAUAAUUUAUUGACUUAUAGAUUGUGAGUGAUCCAUAAAAAAUUGUCGAUUUAUAAAAUUAGAAGUUAUUAGAAAAUAUUUAUCGUACUCACAAUCGUAUAUAUCAAUAUGUUAUAAAUUUAAGUAUGGAAUUAAAUGUGUCUUAGAAUUAUUCUUUUAUCUCGUGUUGGUUUGUAACCCUGUACUAGGUUCGACUGUUUAUUUAUUUUUUAUUUUUAUGUGGAGUGGGUGAAAAAAUAAAGAAUGGAGCAGUGAAAAUGAUGUUCUGCGUAGUGAUUGGCCUAGCGGCUAGCUGAAAGGGAAUGAUGUGGCUAUCAAGUAUCAACAGUGAAUAUAAAAUUUGAAGGUUGUUAGCAAGUAUUACUUUAUGAUAUAAUUGUAAUUA